CACGGUGAGGGUCUGAUUGAACAGGGGGCGCAGUAGCAGGCGGAAAGCUGCACUGGAGGAUGAUAAACAUGAGAGAGAGACACACACUGAAUGUGCGAUAGCAAGAAACAGUUUAUUUCAAUUAGGCUAGUAAGGCGAAUCUCGGAUAGCAAGGCGACUAGAUGAUUGUGCUUCUACGAGAGGGAAAUAUAUUAUAGAGCCGUUGUGUUGCAGUUACAGACGAGCUGAACAGGAAAAAUUCCCUUGCUUUCUGAGAGCGAGACGGAGUGAAUCUGAGGUAAUGAGACAUGAGUACUGUGAAGAAAGUUUCAAUUUCUAAGACAAACUGAAACUCACGACUACAGCGCGGAACACAGAAACCAUGCACUCUAUCUACAGUGUGGGGUAGUUGCCGUUUCAUGCGCAUUUUAACGGAUCUUUUUCUUUCCUGGUUUACAAGAACCAGGACAAAAGUUUCUAACGGAACGUAUAACAACAUACAGCACAAAUCUAGACGGUUUACCGGAACUUUGAGCCUUUUUAGAAGAACUGCGUGGUGUUCUUCGCGUUGCAUAGCUUAGCUGGGCUUUUCUACCUCGCUGGACUGGUGAUUGGGGGUCCGCGGGGCGGUUUGUGGAUAUAUAUUUAAAUUUUUUCUCCCAUGGCUUCUGCCAGGAUGUACUUUAUAACGAGAUGCAUUUUAAUCUCCCUGAUUUGGAAGAGCAACCGGGCUCUUUUAUGUCUGCCGUGUGAUGAAUCUAAAUGCGAGGAGGCAAAGCAUUGCUCCGGCUCGGUGGUGCUCGGUAUCUGCGGCUGCUGCUCCGUCUGCGCCAAACAGAAAAACGAGAGCUGCGGUGGUGUCUACGGUCUGUACGGGACUUGCGACCGGGGGCUCCGGUGCGUGAUCAGACCGCCGCUGAACGGUGGAUCCAUCACGCAGUAUGAGGUCGGAGUCUGUGAAGACGAAAACUGGGACGACGACCAGUUGUUGGGAUUUGAGCCGUGUAACGAGAACCUGAUCACGGGCUGCAACAUCAUCGAUGGGAAGUGUGAGUGUGACGGCAUACGGACCUGCAACAACCCCUUUGAGUUCCCCAGCCAGGAGGCAUGCCAGACCGCUCUGAGGAAGAUUGAAGAGGAGCGGCCUGACUGUUCCAAGGCGCGGUGUGAGGUGCAGUUCUCACCCCGCUGCCCUGAGGACUCGGUGCUAAUCGAAGGCUACGCACCCCCUGGAGAGUGCUGUCCCCUGCCCAGCCGCUGUGUCUGUAGCCCUGCAGGUUGCCUGAGGAAGGUGUGCCAGCCUGGAUAUCUCAACAUCCUGGUGUCCAAGGGCACUGGGAAGCCUGGAGAAUGCUGUGAUCUAUAUGAGUGCAAGCCAGUGUUUAGUGUGGACUGCAGCACAGUGGAGUGUCCUCCUGUCCAGCAGGUUCAGUGUCCACCUGACAGCUAUGAGACCCAGGUUCGUCUCACCGCAGACGGCUGCUGUACCCUUCCCACCAGGUGUGAGUGUUUGCCUGGCCUGUGUAGUUUCCCACAAUGCACCGCCGGGAGCUCCCCCGAGGUGGUCUUCCACGGCGACGGUACCCCCGGGCGAUGCUGUGAUGUGUACGAAUGCAUCAACGAGACCAAACCGGCGUGCAGCUUCAACGGGUCGGAGUACCAUGACGGAGACAUGUUCCGAAUGGACGCCUGCCGCUUCUGUCGAUGUCAGGGAGGGGUGUCGGUGUGCUUCACCGCCCAGUGUGGCAUCUUGCACUGUGAACGCUACUACGUCCCUGAGGGGGAGUGCUGUCCUGUCUGUGAAGACCCUAUCUACCCAGUGCUGAACUUUGCUGGUUGCUACGUGAACGGGGAGAUCCUAGCACACGGAGACCACUGGCGUGAGGACGACUGUACGUUCUGCCAGUGUGUGAGCGGCGACGCCCGGUGUGUGGCCGCCGCCUGCGGGCACAGCUGCCUCAACCCUGUGACCGUACCAGGAGAGUGCUGCCCAGUGUGUGAGGAGCCCACCUACAUCACGAUGGCGCCCCCUACCUGUCAGUCAUUAGAGAACUGCUCCCUGUCAGAGAAGGACUGCUUAUACGGCUUCCGACUGAACCUGAAAAGCUGUCGCACCUGCCACUGCAAGACACGAGAAGAGCUGUGCAGUGCCCUGAUCUCUGACUGUACCCUGAAGUGUCCCUUCGGCCUGCAGACAGAUGCCCACGGCUGUGACGUAUGCCAGUGUCGCCCCAGGCCAAAGAAGUGCAAGGCUGUUGUUUGUGACAAGGCCUGCCCCUUCGGAUUCAUAAAGAACAAGCAUGGUUGUGAUAUCUGCCGCUGUAAGAAGUGUCCAGAGUUACCUUGUGACAAAGCCUGUCCAAUGGGCUUCCAGCAGGACGAGUUGGGCUGUCUGAAGUGCCAGUGCAGAGACCAGAGCUCCUCGUCAGUCGCCCCUUCAGUGAAAAUGGGUUCAUGUCUGUCCAUGGAUGGAAGACAGCACGAGAACGGGGAGAACUGGCACGAUGGCUGCCGGGACUGUUAUUGCCACAGUGGCAGGGAGAUGUGUACCCUCAUCUCGUGCCCCGUACCAGCCUGCGACAGCCCUGCCAUAUGGGAUGGACAGUGCUGCCCAUCCUGCCCAGAGGAGCCUAGCUCCCACAAGCCAGACCUGGGAGACUCGUCAGUGUGUCUGGCCCCGGGGGGAGAGUACUUUGUGGAGGGGGAAACGUGGAACAUCGACGCCUGCACCCAGUGCACCUGUCACAGUGGGCGUGUCCUGUGUGAGACAGAGGUGUGCCCGCCCCUGCUCUGCCAGAGCCCAAUCAGAACGCAAGACUCCUGCUGCCCCCACUGCCCAGACGAGCCCAUCACUCCCCAGUCUCCCAGUAAUGACAGCAUGCCCAGCUACUGCAGGAACGAGGAGGGGGACAUCUUCCUGGCAGCAGAGUCCUGGAAGCCCAACACCUGCUCCAGCUGUGUGUGUCUGGAUGGACAGAUCAGCUGCUUCUCAGAGUCCUGCCCACCCGUUGGCUGUGCCAGGCCCGUGCUGCGUAAAGGACAGUGCUGCCCCUAUUGCCUCGAUGCCACACCGCGAGCCGUGUGCCACUUCAAUGGGAAGACGUAUGCGGACGAGGAGCGCUGGGACAUAGACAGCUGUACACACUGCUACUGCCUUCAGGGACAGACCCUCUGCUCUACUGUCAGCUGCCCCGCCCUGCCAUGCCACCAACCCACCAUAGUGGAGGGCAGCUGCUGCCCCAUGUGUGCAGAGAUGUACGCACCAGCCCCCACCAACGUGCCAAUCGAGAAGACAGACCAGCACGGAGACAGGAAGCAGCACCAGCCUGUCUGGCCCACACGCAGUGAGAACGACAUCAUGCCCCAGUUCAGAGGGGACUUUGGUAGUCUCCAAAUGCCCUAUCUAGAUGGGAAGACCCCAGUUCCCAGUGAGGACACCACACUGCACUCUGUGGCAUGGGUGGCACUGCCCAUCGUCAUGAUGCUGUUCACCAUCACAGCUCUGCUCUACGUCAACCAGAAGAAGCAGUGGAUCCCUGUGCUCUGCUAUCGCACCCCCACUAAGCCCACCUGCCUCAACAACCAGCUGGUGUAUGUGGGCUGCCAGAAAGGUACCAAGGUGCAGGUGGACAGUUCUCAACGCAUGCUCCGGAUCGCCGACCCUGACUCUAGGUACAGCGGUUACUACAGUAUGCAGAAACAAAACAACUUCAACAACCUGCAGGCCGACAACUUCUACCAGACUCAGUAAGACAGAGAGACUGGCAUCGCCUCGCGUCCUGUACUCAGCAGUCAGCAAGCAGCCAAAACCAGAGAGAGAGAGAAUGAGAGAGCACCUUACCUACAGUACCGUCACAACAACUAUGACUUACCACAGACGGACAGACAAAUGUCACCAAACCUAUAAGAUGAGAAAAUAACUAGCAAACUAGCAAAGAUCACUCCAAACAAAAAAAGAACUGACAUAUCAAACUAGCAAAGAUCACUCCAAACAAAAAAAGAACAGACAGACAAUUGACAAUCUCCUGAAGAUGAAAAACAAACCAAACAAAAUAGAAUAGGAUUAUGAUGAUUUGAAACUAUAGCUAACACAAUGGGAGAACCAGAAUCUAGACUUUCCUUAGAUUAUUAUUAUACUGCGAGUGAGUGUUACAAGUGUGUUUGGUGUGUGUGGUGGAGGCAUGCGCAUGUGUGUGUGUGUUGGUGUGUGUGUGUGUAAAGUUAGAUAUACAUCUUUGGGAUUAGGACAAACUGGGUAUUUUUCAAGCUAUGGUAUUUUUCCUGCAUUCCUGCUUCCUUGAAAAAGGCCUUUGAAGAGAUAAACCGAAUAAUCCAAGCUAGUGUUUUCUGUUGAACACUGAACUUUUAGAACCAAAGCUCCUCUGACUGUCUGUAACAUAAAAAACACACCCUGUGAGAGAGAGACUAGAGGAACUUUAUGGCCUGUCUGAGCUGAGCUAAACCAUGGCAGGACGGACUGACGACUGCCGGACUUUAUGUGGCGCUCAGACGAAAGAGAGAGAACAAGAAAAAGAAAGAGAGGUCAGAUACUGUAGACCCCGUCACAGACAGAACUCAACUGAGCACCUCUCUCAGGUCUGUUCAAGCUGGACUAUUCCUCCUUUGAAAACAUCAAAAUUGCCUUGUUGUCUUUUCUUUUCCUGUGGAACGUCACCUGUUGGAAAGGAAGUGGAAAGAAAGAAGAAGAAGCGUCACUCACUCCAUCACCAGGCUGUUGUUCUCCCUGGUCUGUCGUUUGGAUUUGUAAUAUGUUUCUUUUUGUUAGAUUUUCUUAUUUUCCUUGUCACUUUCAAAUCUACAUCAUCUUUUGGCAAAAUGUAUUUAACAUCAAAGGGGAGGUUUACUCUCACUUUCACACACUCCAAACAAUGGUGUCUUUUAUUUGGAUAAAGAAUAAAGGGGUUCAGGUUGAUAAAGGCAGAAUUAAGCUAGUGUAUUUCUUGAGGACUUCAGCAUAUGCUUUACAAGUGCUACUUUGUUUCUGUAAGUCCCGUUUUCCACUGAGUCACACAUACAUAGAGAUACUCUUUAGCUCCUUUAGGAAACACUGAGAAUACAAGGAAAUGUAGUAUCAAAGAAUAUAUUCAAAUGUAUUUUCUCUUGGGGUCUCUGAUGACGAGCUACGGUAAAGUAGCUCUUUGAUAUUUUUCUCCUCCUUUUGUUUUGUUUUACUGGCUGUGAGACUAACAGUCUCCUCUUCUGGAGGCUGUUGCAUCACGGAAUAUUACCCAAGCACCUUUGUGUUCUUUUAUUCUUUGCAUAAAUUGGUUUAAAACAUUAUAGGAACACUUAUGUACAUAUUACUGAAAAA
Molecule: messenger RNA, 5311 nt
Organism: Coregonus clupeaformis (lake whitefish)
Lineage: Eukaryota; Metazoa; Chordata; Actinopteri; Salmoniformes; Salmonidae
Product: cysteine-rich motor neuron 1 protein
Exons: 17
Coding region: 641-3730 (1029 amino acids)
Cellular component (GO): extracellular region
Molecular function (GO): serine-type endopeptidase inhibitor activity; protein binding
Source: RefSeq, a predicted model, not a curated record